Molecule: messenger RNA, 3555 nt
Organism: Acanthisitta chloris (rifleman)
Lineage: Eukaryota; Metazoa; Chordata; Aves; Passeriformes; Acanthisittidae
Gene: TECPR1
Product: tectonin beta-propeller repeat containing 1
Exons: 24
Coding region: 1-3555 (1184 amino acids)
Cellular component (GO): membrane
Source: RefSeq, a predicted model, not a curated record
AUGGCCAUGCCCAGCUCCCUUUUGUGGGCUGUUGACAUUUUUGGGAGGGUUUACACUCUGUCUACUGUUGGCCAGUACUGGGAGCUGUGUAAGGACACACAGCUGGAAUUCAAACGGGUCUCUGCUGUCAAACAGUGCUGCUGGGGAAUAGCCUGUGAUCACCAAGUGUACACCUACGUGUUCUCAGGUGAUGUUCCUAUUAGAUACCAGGAAGAAACCUAUGAGAAUCAGCGCUGGAAUCCAGUUGGUGGCUUUUGUGAGAAACUGCUGCCCAGCGACCGCUGGCAGUGGAGUGAUGUGAGCGGGCUGAAACAUCAGCAGCUUGAUAGUUUCACACUGCCUUCACCACACUGGGAGUGGGAGUCUGACUGGUAUGUGGAUGAAAAUAUUGGAGGGGAACCAACAGAGAAAGGGGGCUGGACUUAUGCCAUAGACUUCCCCAGCACCUACACAAAGGAUAAGAGAUGGAAUUCUUGUGUCAGACGCAGGAGGUGGAUCAGAUACAGGAGAUACAAAUCACGGGAUGUCUGGGCAAAGAUCGUAUCCAGUGAUGACCCAGAGCAGUUGCCAGACCCUUUCAAUGACAUCUCCAUCGGAGGUUGGGAAAUCACGGAUGAGCCUCUUGGCCGUUUGUCAGUGUGGGCAGUUUCUUUACAAGGAAGGGUAUGGUACAGAGAAAAUGUCUGCCACCACAAUCCAGAAGGUUCCACGUGGUCCUUAAUCACCACUCCUGGUGAAGUUGUACAGAUCAGCUGUGGACCCUAUGACCUCCUUUGGGCAACUCUUUGGGAAGGGCAAGCUAUUGUGAGAGAAGGAAUUGAUAGGAAUAAUCCUCAAGGAAUUUCCUGGAGUAUUGUGGAGUCUCCAAGCUCUGAAAAUGGGAUUAUGCACGUCUCUGUGGGGGUUGACGUGGUGUGGUGUGUUACAAAGGAUAGAAAAGUGUGGUUUAGAAGAGGAGUGAACUCACAUAAUCCUUGUGGGACAAGCUGGAUUGAAAUGGUCGGAGAAAUGAUGAUGGUAACUGUAGGCUUAAAUAACCAGGUCUGGGGAAUUGGCUGCGAUGACAGAGCCAUUUAUUUUCGUCAAGGUGUCACACCAAGUGAGCUCAGUGGGAAGACAUGGAAGGCAAUUGUGUCUGGCCGAGAGAGUGACAGAUCUCAGACUGGGAGCUCAACAAGUCUGCUCAGUGCUGGCUGUUUCUUUACUGAUGAUAUUCAGAACCAAACAAACGCAAUCAUUCAGGGUGAUGCAGAUACUUCCUCUGAUACAGAGCUUUCAAGUGUACCUGUGAAUCCUGCCAGCACUCCCCUGAUGGGAGCUGCAGCCAGCAGCAGUGGGAACAGCACAGACAGCCAGACAGCAGAAAUACCUGCAAAUCCAUCUCUGGAUCCACUGGACUCUGAUCAAGGAGAAGCCACUGUCGCUUCAGCAACUAAUGAGAAAGCUAAUCUUGAAGUGCAUAAAUCUUCUGCAAACCCAAAUCCUUCUGCAGAGCUGCAGUGGACAAACAUUGACUUGAAGGAGGCCCAGAAGCAUCCAGUGCUCUCUGUCAGCACCUUUGCAGACACAUCCAGCCUGUCCUCCCUCGGCGUGUUCUCGGUGGGAGCCGACGACCAGUAUGGAACCGACGAGCACCCGCUGUGGGCCUGGGUGUCUGGGGGAGGUUGUCUGGUAGAUCUGCACAGCCCACUGAAAUGGUUCACUGCUUCAUCAGGUUUGUCAUCAUCCGUGCAGUCUCUGUCCCUGUCUAUCACUCCAGCACAGACAGCAGCAUGGAGAAAGCAGAUUUUUCAGCAGCUCAGUGAAAGGACAAAGAGGGAACUGGAGAAUUUUAGGCACUAUGAGCAGGCUAUUGAGCAGUCAGUCUGGGUUAAAACUGGAGCCUUGCAAUGGUGGAGGAAUUGGAAGCCUCAUAAAUGGAUGGAUGUUCGAGUGGCACUCGAGCAGUUCACUGGGAGUGAUGGAAUGCGCGACAGCAUCCUGUUCAUCUACUACAUGUAUCACGAGGAGAAAAAGUACAUCCACGUGUUCCUGAAUGAAGUGACUAUUAUAGUUGAAGUGCUGAAUGAAGCCAAACACUCCUUUGCACUGUAUACACCUGAGAGGACAAAGCAGCGAUGGCCAAUCCGUCUGGCAGCCACCACAGAGCAAGAAAUGCAUGACUGGCUGUCCUUGCUGAACAUGUCCUGCUGUGAAAGCAGACGGAUUCAAGGACCUCCUUCUCACCAUGCCAUUUGGUCAGUCACUUGUAAAGGAGACAUCUUUGUCAGUGAGCCAAGUCCUGAGCUGGAGGCUGGACCACAGCUGAUGUCCUGUGAUCAAAUGUUUUGGCGUCAGGUUGGAGGUCAUCUGCGGCUGAUAGAGUGCAACAGCCGAGGUGUGGUGUGGGGCAUCGGCUACGAUCACACGGCUUGGGUUUAUACUGGUGGAUAUGGAGGUGGAUUCAAUCAAGGACUGGCCAGUAGUGCUGACAACAUCUACACCCAGUCAGAUGUGAAAUGUGUUUACAUCUACGAGAACCAGCGGUGGAACCCAGUCACUGGCUACAGCAGCAGAGGUCUGCCCACAGACAGAUACAUGUGGAGUGAUGUGUCUGAUUGGUACAUUGACUUCAACACGUCGGGUGGGACGGACCGGGAGGGCUGGCAGUAUGCAGCAGACUUCCCAGCGUCCUACCAUGGUCACAAGACAAUGAAAGAUUUUGUCCGACGGAGGCGCUGGGCAAGAAAAUGUAAGAUAGUCACCAACGGGCCAUGGCUGGAAGUGCCUCCUGUGACCCUGUGGGACAUCUCCAUAAUUCCCAGUUCAGCUGCAGAUGAUGAAGAAACAGUAGCCCUGUGGGCAAUCAGUGACAAAGGAGACGUGCUCUGCAGGCUUGGAGUGACACAGCAAAACCCAGCUGGGACGUCCUGGCUGCAUGUGGGAACAGACCAGCCCUUCAUUUCCAUCUCCAUUGGAGCCUUUUACCAAGUGUGGGCUAUUGCUAGAGACGGUUCUGCCUUCUAUCGCGGCUCAGUGUCUCCAAAUAAACCUGCAGGUGACUGUUGGUACCAUAUUCCUUCACCUCAAAAACAAAAGUUAAAGCAAGUCUCAGUAGGACGAACGUCUGUGUUUGUCUUGGAUACAAAUGGCAAUCUUUGGUACCGGCAGGGCAUCACCCCGAGCUACCCUCAGGGAUCUACUUGGGAUCCUGUGUCAAAUAACAUCCGGAAAAUGUCUAUAGGGCCCCUGGACCAGGUCUGGGUGAUAGCUGACAAAGUGCAGGGAAGUCACAGCCUGAGCUGUGGGACAGUCUGCCAUCGCACUGGGGUGCAGCCAAUGGAGCCCAAAGGCCUCUCAUGGGACUAUGGGAUUGGGGGUGGGUGGGAGCACAUCACAGUCAGAGGAAAUGCAACAGAAGCAUCUCGGGUGGCUGUGCAGGACACCUCUGAGGAAAACCUUGCAGUGUCAAAGGAUGGAGAAGAUGAGGAGAGUAAAGGGAAAACAGAACACUUUAAAACCCCUCUGAUGGUCAGUGAAAGUCAAGAAUUGGACAGAAACUCUGUUAAUUGUUAA